AUGUCUACGAUACUGAAGGAAGAUGUAAGAAACUACGACUUGAAUUUGGAAAGAAUCGACUUUGAAAUACGAAUGGAGAAGAUACGACAGAAUUCCACCAAGCUAUCGUGGGAUGGGUUCACUUAUUCUGUUCGGCGCAAUUUGUUGGUUGGUUUUUGAUCAUCAUAUUCAUAGAAAAGAUAUUAUUCAGGAAAAGAGAAUAGGCUUUGAUGCAGAAGGAAGAUUGGAUGUUCUUCAAGCUAUUUCGAACAUGACGAAAAGAAUGCCUGGUAUUUAAUUUUUUUUUCAUAAUGAAAUCAAUUAUCUUCCUUAGUGGAUGGCGAAAAAAGUUUAUUACAUCAACUGCGGCAGCUUUGCGCAAGCCUUGAGUAAGUUUUAUAUAUUUUUUUUCUUGUUUGGAACGUUAAAUUCUCAGAUGCAGCAUAAUAGAAUACAGCACGGGUGUAGCAUUCAAAGGCUCUGAUCUGACUAUUGAGUUGGGAAUGGAGGAGGACGAAGUUUUCUUUGAUACUUUAGUUGUUACUUAUUUUUCAUUUCCCAGAUUUCUGUAUGCAAAAUAUCUUAUUGGGACGGUCCUCUGGAUGAAACGAACCUUGGGCUGGCCCUUCUGAGGAAUAGAGACAUAAACACGUUCCGUUCAGCGGUUUUUUCCAUCCUCAACAUCAUGCCUGCCGGCGUGACCAGGUAAUCUCCAACCUCCAUUUAUGGUUCAAAAAAAAAAGGUUCCAGCGAGUGCAAAAAGAUAUGCAAAGAGGCGUUCCGUGCACUAGAGCAGCAUUUGAUGCUUCAUGCGAAUGAGCCCUCGUUCGAGGCUAUCAAUUCUUCGCCUUACGGUUUCUACAGUCCCAGAACUCCGCUCCGCCCUGGAAGACUCUACUUUGUGGUCGAACCUUCUUUCACACAAAGAGUGCACGGUUUGAAAACGCACGCCGACCUUGCUGGUAUUUCUCACAAGACUUUUCUUGUUUAUUGUCCGCAUUCAGACCUCGAGAACUUGCCUUACCUGGAGCUGGCAUUCAUUUCUACAGAUCGGGAAUACCUUUUACCUCGAUAUUCUUCUAAGUAAGUGUUUUCAACGAAGCAUCCAAUCUUAUUCGUUAAAAAAAAGAUAAAACAGCUAGAAUCAGAAAUAUUUUUCAAUUGAAUGUAGGAAUCUUUGAUUUUGGCUCUUACCUGAAGACGCCAACGUAUGAAAAUUACCUAUUGAAAGUCUAAAGUUUUUGGACUCUACAUUAACUUACGGUUUCGAAAUUUUAGUAUUAACAUUCAUGCAUCUGGCGAUGCGUUCGUUGUCCUGUUUAAGUUUUCAUAAUUUGAGCUCCAAUUAUUCUUUUUUUUUCAGUGGAGUCUGGGAAAACUUCCAAAAAGCAAAUGUGUGCUUGUGUCUGCGGUUCUCGAGUGCCAUGCUUUUCUCGCAGACCACCCAACGGCUUCUGGAGCCGUACGUCGCUCGCUCUGCGCUAGUUCGCCACUACUGCAAUCUAUACCGAUACAUGGGAAACCGCGAAAAUAUGGUCGGUUUCGAAGGAAAGUUCAUAAAAUGAAUGACUUUUUUGCAGACGAAGAAUUUGAUCCUGAGGACGCGUCUUCCAGAAGAUUUCAUACAACAUCGUUACGAAGUGGACGCACAGUCUCUGAAAAACGAAAACGAUCCUGUGGUUGUGGAGAUGUACCUCAAAGAUUUCCGUCAACUGAACGAGGUUUCUUCUGUUUAUCAGAACGAUUUCAUCCAAUUUAAAUAGGUCGUUGCGAUCAUACGGAGUGAAUGGCGACACAACAGUCUGUGGGAGUCGAUUUUGGCGAUGAGCUAUGGAGAAUGGCGAGGCAGCGACACUCUCAGAAUCUUGACCGUUCCAACAAGACGACGGUUCGAGUUCGCCUUCCCCGUCAGCUCGACUCUCAUCAAAGGUUGAUUAAUUCACUCUGUCAAAAGUUAUUUUCGAGUGUGACAGUUGUGAUCGAGGAAGGAGAACGUUGUCAAUGGGUAAUCAGAACGACGACCUACGAUGGCCUGCCUGUCAGCAAAGAACUGGACUUCGUGAUGACCGAGAGACUUGCCAGGUUUCUUCUUCAUCCUUCUCUUACCGUGGGGAAAUUCAAAACUAUCAUGAACGUUUGUUUUUUCGCUCACAUACAGAUUUCUGUGGUGUAGAACCAGGAUAAACUUGGAUUAAUUUUAAGCUGAGUCAAAAGAAAAUUAUUUACGAACGAGUUGAAUGAUUAUGUGAUAUUUUCAGCCUCCGUAUUAAAAGUCUAAAUCACUAGUCUUUGAAGUUUUCGCAAGAUUUUUAUCUUUUGUACAUUUAUUUUUGCUAUUAGGGAUAAAAUGUCGCUCUCAAUUGCUUUUUUUCCUUAAGGAAUAGGCUUUUUCAGAGAGAAUGAUGAUUACAAAGCUUUGACACUCAUCAAAAAAAAUUUUUUUGAUUUUAUUUGAUUAAUUACGUGUUUAUCCUGCGGAUGGCUGUUAAAAAAAGGCCUUUUAUUGAUCUUUUUGAUGAUUUAUUUGAGAAUUUGAGUUGCAUCAAUGUGAAAAAGUUUUUCUGGGACUAUAGUUUGGUAAAUAAAAAAAGAAGCCUUUGUUCAUUUUUCAAAUUCAGAAUAAAAUGAAAAAAAUUCGUUUUGAUCAAAAGGACGUUAGAGACUGGUCAUUGAUGCACAUAGGGAAUGCGUUUUGCAGUAAUCUAUUGUUGUCUUUUUUUCUGAAUGAACUAACUUUAAUCGAAAGGCUCAUUUUUUUUUUUACCAACCUAAUACUUCACAUCAAAGACACGUCAGAAAAAGGGUGGGAAAUUUGUAGCGAGAACUACAACGUUUGUUGUCCGUCCCAGAAAGAUUCUUUUUAUUCUGAAUAUUUUUUCUCUUUCAGGUCGUGGAGCAUUCCGUGCACUCUAGCCGUAGCUGUGCAAGAGCUGGGAUGCGUCGCGUCGCCAGACGCGCACGAACUGAGCGAGAGCUUUGACCAGCUCAGCAGCUCUCUUAAUUGUGUCAAAUCGAAACGUGUUGUUAUGGAUAAAGUUGGUAGCGCGUGGUUGAAUGCACCGGCACUGAAUAAGAGCGACUUUUGCUCCCUCGCGAAGCCCAAGUACGAGAUGGACGGCUCGGCCGAGUACGGAGGACUGCUCGCCUCUUUCAAAGAGGUCGAUGAGCAGUUCAAGGUGGCGCCGCCCUUGCCCCGUGCCGAGUUCCGCGGAAAGCGGAUCCAGUCCGAUAAUACCAUCUCAGCCAACGUCUUCUCUGACUUGGUUUGUCUAUUUGUGAUUUUUCGCCCACUUUCGAGGGCUUCUGUUUGGGUGGAAUUGGGAGAAAAGUCAUGUACAUGAAAUAUACUUUUUUUUUUGCUGAAAAGGUUCUCGCGUUUGCGAGGCAUGUGUCCAGUUAAUUAAUUCUUCUUUUUAAUUAGAAAAAAAGACAAAAAGUAUGUUCUUCUAUUCUAGUUUGCUAAUACCAAAAGGGAAUCAUACAGAAGUUUUUCGAAAAACGAAUCAAUUUUUUUGAUCUAAAGUAAUUAAAAAAAGAACCGAUGACAUACUAUCAUCGUUGGAUUAUAAAGAUAAAAAUAACGCUAUUCUUUGACUUUUCUCUUGGUAGAUAAUCGUUUUAUGAUCCAUGACAUCAUUACUUUUAAACGGCUAAACAGUGCUAUUAACUUUUUUCUAACCGAAGAAGUGUCUCUGAAGGCCUAGAAAGCGUUUUGAAAAAAAAACUGUAGCCUAAGACUGAAAAUUGGAUUUAGGAAAAAAUACGGCAGCUAGCAGAAACGGUCGAAGACGAUGGUCUUAGUAGCAGUGGGCCGAUGUUCGGCUCACGAAUGAGUCUCGACAGCCCUGCUAUCCCACUUCGGCCUUCCAAUCUAACACAGCUUAGCCCAUUGGAGAGCGCACGUCUCAAAAUGGCGGUACGAUUUGUCGUGUUUCUGCGACUUUUCCUUCUUGUCUUCAAGUCUUUCAAGUCGCGUGUUCAGUUCAGUUCUCCCAUCUAGGACUGAAAGCUUCCGAGUUGCUUCUCUGAAAUGUUGUCUCGUUCAGCAGUCGAUGAGUGUGGCCACGGCGGUCGGCCUCGCCAGUUGCAACCCCACGCCAACGAGUGCUGCCGGCAUCGCUGGCAUAGGACCUGAGAUUUUCGAUUUUCCCGACGAAAGGUGCAUCUUACACUACAUAUACUGUGUUGAAGAAGCUCAGGCCUUUUUUUUCAAGCGGUCUAAAACUUUACAAAAUGACCGGUGAUCGUUUUUGACGUGGUGAAUAUUCUGAACGCUCAGGUCACAAAUUGUUACUGAAUGUCUGAAAAUUAUGUGAAAGUUCCAUCGACAUUUCAAUGGAAACAUGAUUUGGAAAAUCUCAAGGAAAUUCUUGAAAAUAUAAAUUUUUUACUUCGGUAAGUUUAUGCCGCGUUCAAAGUAACUCCGUGAAAUCCAAAAUAGCCGUCAGAGGAAGAAAAAGAUAACUAAAUUUUGGAGAGUGAGGGAUAUUUUUGCAUUUUGCGGUAAUUACUCGGGCAAAGUCGGAAUGGUGAAAAAUGGCAGCUAAAAAGGAGAGGCUCAAAAAAGGCCGCAAAAAGGCAGCAAAAAGAGUCCCUUUAUCGAGCCUUUCAUUUUUCUGGGAUUUUAAAGGCUCAAUAAUUGGUGGAAAAAGAAGAGGCAGCAAAAAUGCUGCAUAAACGCCGAUGAAAUGGCGCAAAAGGGCAGCAAAAAAGGAGCCUUUUCCCACCCUUUGCAACUUUGCCUAUGUACUUUGAACACGGUAUCAAAAAUGCUAAUAAAAUAUCUAUGUGUGUUUUUUUUAAUUUCAAACCAUUACACCCAAAAAAAAGGGAAAAUUGACAGCAAAAUCUAAAAUCCUGCAUAAGAUUUAAUGUCGUGGUUGGUAUAGAACUUCUUGGGCUAAAAAAAUGAUGUUCUCUAUUUUAAUAAAUAUCUUUAAUAUAUUCUGCGAUAGUCUAUUAUCUCUGCUUCUACCAGAUCGCCUUCAAGCGGAUUCUCGUCCCCCUCGCCGCACUUGAACCAGCAGUACAUGCAGCACCCCCUGGGUCAGCCUCCGGUGCGAGGAGCCGGGAAAACGCGGCGGCCGAGAGCUCGGAAGGCGGCCAACAUGGGCGACCGCCUCAGCUCCGACUCUCUCAACGUCUCUCCCUCCACCCCAACUCGAGGUUUCCUCUCUCGAAGUGCAAGGAAACGUGUAUGGCUUGCCAGGUCGCGGUAGAGGUAGAGGUCGGGGUACGGGCUCUCGGAAGCCGCCGGCUCAUCCUCAAGUCGACUUCGGCGACCCCCGUCCUCAGCUUCAACGGUCUUUCAGCGACUUCCCACAUCAGUUAGGAUGUAAGUUUUUUUUCGUUUCAGAAGGACGAUUUUUUGUGUUCCACUAGGGCAGUUAACAAAACAAAGGUGCUGAUCCGAGACUUCUUUUUCUCAAAAUUAUUCAGAAAUAACCGACGGAACCGUGUUGGAAUUCUCUCUAUUGUCUUUUCUUAUAGAUUUUUUUGAUUUUCUGAUUCAAAUAAAGCCAAGAAAGAGAAAAAAGAUUUAAAAAACUUUGAAGAAUAAAAAUUUACUAACAAGGAGGGCCAUUUUAUUUUGCGUUUGGGAAUUAUCGACCAGAACGCUCGUUGAUGUACCAGAAAGAGAUUCUGGAAGUUUCAACCUUAACAACUUACUUGUUUUUGAGAAAAGACGUCUCAAAUCAAAGAAAGCCCUCAAAAUCCAUUAAAAAGGGCGAUUUUGGGGCUUCAGGGCUCUCAUUUAUUGUACAGUAGAGAGUUGUGCAGGAUGAGACUUCCAGAAUCUUUACUUGGUACAUCAAAAAUUUUUCUGGCUUAUUUUCAAGGGAUUAGCAACCGCAAAGUAAGAGGACUUUCCUUGUAAGAGAGCCUCCCUUAAGCUUUUCCUGCAGCGUUCCCUUCGACGCCUCAGCACAUGGGAUCUCCUGCUGGCAACUACGCCGAAGACGACUCGGACGACGAAUGCGACCCGCCGCCACCGCCGAAGCCACAGGGCGGAGGACUGCCGCCCGUGUACCCCCAGCCCUACGGAAGGCCGUCUCUGAUGCAGCAGUCCCCCUCCCUCCAGAUGAUGUCGCCUUUCGGCAACAUCGCCCACUCGCCCAACACUCCCUCUCCGCUCUCUUUGGUCACUUUUUGUUCAUAUUCUCCAUUAUUUCAGUUAGGAUUUGAAAAUUAUUACUAUUUACAGUGGAAAAAAGUUGAAAAAAUAAGUGAAAUCCCGAAAUAGUUUUGAACUAACAAGGGAACGUUUUUAGCCCCUAGUUGACCAUUUGAUGAAACUUUGGACAGGUAUACUUUAAGACCAUCGGACAGCAAUAUAAGAAAAACAUUUUUCGCAAUAGAUCUCGUUUUUCAGUUUAGACUCCUCGAAAGUUUGAAAAAGCGCAUUUUUUUUUUCAUAAUUUGCGUAUUUUGCGGACUUUGAAGCUUUAUAAAUCGAAAAAAGUGAAAAACGUUUUCCAGUAAGAGAGACAUAGUUAAAAAAUUCCUGUCUACCACUUCAGUCUAAAUGUUUCAGACCAGAGCAGAAAGAUCUGAACCAAAGUCGGAAAUGCGCGACGUCAAACCGUCCCUUUUGGACAGCGGAGCGUACCAAAUGCCUCGCGACGCAUCUGCUUCUUCGAUCCUGCAACAGCAGCCUCCCAACCAAUUUUCGCACCUCCAACAGCUCCAGAUGCAGCGUCAGAUCAAGCAGGAGCCGUCGGAGUCCUCGAGUCAACCCGCGCUGCAAUGGCCCGUCCCGACGCGCAAAUCCAGCCUCGAAGCCGUUAUCACCAAGUGCAGGGCCAUACAGCCCAAUCCGCGGCAUGCCACGUACGUCAACUUCCUGUUUUUCAAAUUUAAGGUUCCCGACCAAAAAAAUAUCUCUUGCGUUUUGAUAGCAUUCAUCAAAGGUAGUUUUCGAACUCCUUUUUGAAGAAAAGUUGUUGAAGAUCAGAUUUCGUGUAACUCUUGUUGUUACUUCAUCCUACCUUGCAGAACGUUCAGUGAUCUGUACGACGACGGAACUGAGGAAACCCCUCCGCCCUCUGAUCAGAAAGUCUUCCCAUCUGGGUCCCAGCCAGGCCGUUCUGCCCCUACCCAACAAUUUUUCGGAACUUCUUCUGCAGUACCAUCUUCCCCAAAGGAAUCGUCCAAUGAUAGUACAUCUUCGAAACUUAAGGUUUGUUUCCCGAAUCAUUUCCGAAAAAAAAGAAAGUUGAAAAUCAGAAACCCGCACCUGCACGCAACUCGCCUUCUCUCGAGGCCCAAAAAGCAAAGUCUGCACCAUUAAUUCCAAAAAUAGAAAAACAAGAGAAGCCAAAAAAAGAUCGCAAGAUGUCUAAAGAGGUGAUCGAACUUUCUAUAUAUUUUACUUUUCUUCUCUGAUAACGUUAUUUUUUGCAGCAACGAUCUUCCCAAAAGCCCAGCGCCUCUACGCCAACGCCAGGGACCGAGCCGAAGAAAAGGAAGCACGACACAGCGAAAAAAGAUCCGAAAGAGAAAGAUCCACGAGAACCGAGAGAGAAGAAACCAAAAGUCAAGGUUUCUGCCUCAGACAUUGGUAACGCGAAACGGACGUUUCUGGACAAUUCAAGGGAUCACUUAAGAACGCUGAGGCUACUAUAGUAGGCACUAGAAAUGCCCCGAAACGUCCGAUUCGUGUCCCGUUCGCGUUAACAAGGUCCGAGGUUAUUUUAUCAGAAAAAAAAACCAAAUCCAGUUUCUUCUGUUGAAUUUCUACCGCGAGGGUCUUUGAAAAAAACUAUAAGCGCUCAAAGUGAAAAAAAGAUCAUCAAUGACGUCAAGAAUAUAGCUGAUUCACGGCUGGCUUGAGCCAUCGAAAAAAAGGGUCCUGACACGAUAAGGCACGAGAUAGCGCCUGGCUCGUGGAGAGCGCAGACGGGACACGCCCCCUUAGCGUCCCAAGCUGGCCGUGAAUCAGCUAUACGUUUAGUUCGUCGAAAGGUGUUCGAAAAUCAUUUUGAGCUUUCCUGUUAAAUGGAAAGAGAUUAUGCGGACCAGUUUCUUAAAAAUGGAAGUCAUGUACUCACCUCGUCUUUUCUGGCUUCAGUCUUCGACCAAAAUCGACCCAUCCUCGCCGUCGACCUCCGCUCCGUCCACCAAACUCUCGUCCAACGUCCCGGCUAUCAUAAAUCCUCUCACCAUGACGGCUAGUCUCAAAAACUUCCGCAUUCCCAAGGUUUACCUUUACUCUAACAAAAGUUGCGGUGCACCCCUCGUCGAACUUUCGGUGCACCCCGCAGGGUACCCAAGGGGGGUACCCCGUUGAGCUUUGAAGGCCUAUUAAGGUACUUAUUCCGUACACGAUUUCGAAGUGAUUUGUUUCUCAGUAUCACCAUUUUCUAAAUGUUUAUCCUAGGCUGUUACGGUAGCCCAAAAAAAAACUUUUCAUUCCCGUUCGGCUGCCCCAGGGGUGCACGCCAUCCAGGGCCACCGCGGGGUGCGCCGAAAACACCAACGAAAAAAUUCACUUUUUUCGGGAUUCACUGCGGGGGUGCACCCUCAUCUUUGUUAAGAUAUCGCUCUUGUGUAUCUCAUGUCGACCUUUUCGCAGAAAGAAACGAUGGAAGACGCAAAAGAACAAAUAUCCAGCAAAGAAGUCAAAGAAUCAGCCAAAGAACCGCCCGCGGUCGUGGUACCUCAGGCGCCAGUUGUCCCCUCGGCACCCGCUCCUCCGACGUCUUCUGUUCCGACGCCUUCUUCUUCUUCUUCCCUGCCGCCUCCCCCCACCGCUUCUCUGCCUUCAGAGUUCCAACCCGGCAAUUUUGGAGCCUUCGGUGGGUUUUAGCGUUUAGUACCGUCCUUAAAAUAUCGAUUUUUUCUUAUUUUGGGUGUCACUCCAAACUUCAAAGUAUCAUAUCUCGGCUCAAAAGGCUCAGAUUCAAGAACAGUGAUUUUUUAAUAGAGAGUCCACUCAGUCAAAAGUUUUCUAUACCUAACUUCAGAAUGCAUCUUAUCGGUAAAUUAGCUUUAUGAAGUUUUGAAGAGAAUUCAUAAAUUUUUGUUUGUAAACUUUUCUGAAAAUGUUCAAUAUUAUGUCCGCUCUCUGGGCAACUACUCAAAUUUUGCAGCCGGUCCAGCGAUUUCCACAACUAAAAAGAAAGGUCCCGCUCUACACAUCCAAAUCCCCGGGCCACUCGGAGGACCCGCUCGUGGCCCUAGAAUCAAACCGCCGAACCUCUCUGAACACAUGCGCGAUCGAAGGUUUGAAUCGAAAAAAUUAUCAACUGAGACUUGUCGUUCUUCAGAAGCUCUUCGAGUAUAUUCCCACGAGCAGGUCCGCCCCCACCGGCUCCCUAUUUCAUGAACCACCCGCCGCAGCAAAAAGUUGCGUCCUAUGCGCAAGGCCUCGCAGGAGCGCAGAGCUCAGCGGCGGCCGCGCAGCCGACCACUCCUUCCGGGAGUUUCGUCAGCGGCCAGUGGGUCCGCCCUCCGUCUGCGUCAGUUUCUCUUUCCAAUUUUUUCUCCACAUAAAUUCAGGAAGAGCCACUUUAAAAAAAGUACAACUUUUCAUAUUUAUUGUUAUAUUCUGAAAAAGUAUUUACUGAGAAAAGUCGUGUUCUAUUUUCUCUGUUUUUUUUAGGUCAAUAUGUUCCGUUAUAGGUUAGUUAAGCAAGAAAAUAACUUAGAAAUUCAGAAAAAAAAAAUUCAAAGAGGAGCCGUAGUUUGUUAUGACGUCGUGAUGACACCGCUUUCAAUCAAAAGUUGAUUUUUUUCAAACCGAAAAAAAUUGUGGGAAAGACUAAGAAAAAGUAGUAAUAUUUAUGGAAAAAAAGCGGAAAAAGCUUCGAAAUUGCGGUUCUUUAGAGUUAUAUAUAAAUGAAAAAAAGUUGGAUCCUCAUCUUUUUGAAAGUUGAAGGUUCACCAACUUUUAAGAAACGCAGCAAAAUUCUUCAAGUGUGAUACUUUUAAAUCAAACUCUAUGUUUCAUUCUCCAUUGUAUGUAUAAAAAAAUAACUAGUAAGGGUGAAUAAAAAAAAAGAUAAUUCCUUCUUUAAGUUUAGAAUUGUGCCAAAAAUAAGAUUUUGCAUCUUUCAGAAGAGGAGACGAGGGUAAAAGAGAAGAGAAGAAAACGAAACCGACCGAGCCGGGAAGUCCCGAGGACUCUUUGAGGAUAGCUGAUGAUUGAGUGCGGUCGGAUUCCUCCUCAAUCGAAAAUUUGUUUUUUUUUUCUAGAUUUUCUUUUGUUUAUGGGUCAAUCUACAACAAAAAAUUGAAACAGUAAAGCCACCGGAAACUUCAAGGUUUUAUAUCUUGAGUAUUUUUUUUUCUUUUCGGUCAGUGCAAGUCGGAACAAUCAGCUCAAAUUUCAAGUUUCAUAUUUUUAAAUUUCAAGGUUCGAAUAAGUGCAAAUCUUACAUCGCGCUCGUUUACUGUAGAGCGUUCAUUUUUCAUGCCACCUUUUUUUUCACUAUUUUCUCUCGAAUAAUGUGCGAGUUUUGAACUUUAUUCAGUUUGCCUUUGCAGAUACUGAGAUGGAAAUCUGUCCGAGUGUUUUUUUUUUUACUUUAUUAUACGUUGUAUAUCUUCAAGCAUUUCUUGUUAGACAAAUUGCAUACAUUUUUGAAGUUCUUUUCAGUAUUAACUCAGUUAUUUUUCUUGUAUAGUAGUUCUUCAUUUAGAAAAUUAUCUGUAAUUUUACAAUUUCAUCUAAGAGAAACAAAUUUCUUAAAAACUUUCGCGGUAUUCAUGUCAUACAUGUACUUUUAUUUCCACGUUCUUUUUUUUAAUCAUUGUCUUUAAUUUUAUUUAUUUUGUAGAUUUCUGUCUGUAUCAUAUGUGCAUAGCGCUAAUAAAUUUCACUUAAAGUUUAAACGUGAAAUUGCGGCAUUUUAUGAAGGUUCAAUGGCUGAAGAGGUUUGAAAGCUCAUUUAGUAUAUAUCCGCCUUUUUUUCCUGGUUGCUCAAACAGAAGUAAUUGAAGACGUCGAUUUGUGUUUCGACAUUAAACCCGACAAGCCGAAUUUCGGUUCUUUCUCCAUUUUUUUUUCAAAUAUUGAGUCUUUUUUAGAGCAACUGGCCAAAAAUAUAUGGUUGUACAUGACGACAUACACGCCAGAAGGAGCGCACGGGAAGUGGAACUCCCGGAUCCUGUUGCAUCUCCUGGCGAAGGCCCAGCAGGCUCUCGUUCAAGACGAAAACAUCGUCAACGUCAAGGUUCGUCCGGAUCGCCGACGACAUCUCAGCGGCUGUAGACGCCGGCUGUGGUCGUGGGUCCGAUCCACGGCGAAGGAGACUCGCUGACGACGCUCAUGUCUCUGGCCGGACCUCCGCCUUCCAGUUCCUACGUCUUUCUUGGCUGUUACCUUGGCCUCGGAUUCGGUAUGUCUCCCCAAUCGUUUCUCAACUAUUCAAGUUCACUAAAUCCUUCAGUAUCGAAAAAAAAAAGUCAGUGAAAGGAAAAUAAGUUACUCUGUUCUUCGCAAACUUUUCAAAAAUGAGGAAAAUUUAUAAAACCUUAUGGUUUUGUUGAUCCUAUGGAGCUUGGAGCUAAAUAUUUCGAAAGAUAAUCAUUCAAAAGGCAAAAGUGAAGUGGGCUUUUCUCCUGCGAAACUAUUUUUCUGCUAGUCAAAAUCAAUAAAAUUGAAGCUGAUUCACGGCUAAAUUGAGCCAUCGAAAAAAGGGUCCUGACACGAUAAGGCACGAGAUAAUGCCUGGCGCGUGGAGAGCGCAGACAAGCAACGCCCCCUUAGCGUCCCAAGAUAACUCAGCUAUAAUGAAAAGGGGACAACCGAAAUCGCGAAACCGUUGUAAAUCCAACUUCUAUGUGGCAAAAAGGUGAUUGCCACCAUUUCUAACCAAAGUUCUCGUUUUUCCGGAAGUUAUAUAUUUCCACAAAAAUUUUUUCUUCAGCUCCUAUUGAAUGUUUGGCACUUUUGCUCUGCUACAAAGUACAGUAUCCUACUCAAGUUUUCUUACUGAAAGGUCACAAUGAAGAGUCGCUCUCCAUUGAAGUGAGAUGAUUCUUGUUAUUAAUUGCAUUUUCACUCUCAAACUUCAGAACUUCAAGCUAUCCAUUAUGCUAAAGCUACGUGGAACGCCUGAACCAGAAGCCCUAGCUAUCAACGAAGCCCUAAAGGCAACUUUCUUCAUCAGGGGGGUUGACCGGAAGAUUGUUUCAGCGAGCCUGUAGUGUGAUGCCGGUCGGAGCUCUGGUCAACAACAAGAUCUUAUGUCUGCCUGGUGGCCCCGGACCACAACUACGCGAAAAAGGUCUCGUAGGCAUUUUCUAUUAAAGUCAUUCAAAUCGCAGGAUUGAACUUUCUGCGAAAAGCGAAACGACCUCCGGUGAACGUAGGAGAACGGAACACUUUCAUGGUAGUCGGUAUAUGAAGGUCUCGAAAAGUAGCCAGGACUUGAAGGAAGCUUCUUGGUCGGUACUCACGCUGAUAGAAUCGGCCGGAAAUCCAAACGGCAUGCCUACCUUCUCACCUGAACACGCCUCCGAGUUCUGCAGGAAAAACGACGUGGCCGUUCUGAUUCGCGGCCGACAGCUGGUUGGCAGAGUCGGGGAAAUCAAGAAAGGGACGUUUUCAGGUCGACGGAGGCUUCCUCAACUUCCCGAAAGAAGUGAUCACGAUGACUUCGGCAGUCGCGCUUCUCGACAACUUCCGGAACUACGCGGCAGCCUUAAAGAUCGAAGGCGAUGCUGUGAGUGCCUUCUGACGAUUUUUCUGAACGCUGUUCAAGAUCCGCGUCAUUCGCUACAAAAUGGAGGAAGGAGAGCAACUUUCUCUGGAGCUCGUCAAGCCUGGCAUAGGGAGGAACUCUAUUCUCAUGUGA
This is a messenger RNA of Caenorhabditis auriculariae, 12782 nucleotides long. The record is from the annotation of a GenBank genome assembly. NCBI's taxonomy places the organism in Eukaryota, Metazoa, Nematoda, Chromadorea, Rhabditida, Rhabditidae.